GGAUGGACAGAAUUUGGGGACAGCCAGGGGGACACGCCAGAGCCUGGCUCCGUGGCCUCUGUGCACCUCCAGGGACACAGCUCCGCUCCAUUCUGUGGGAAAAGCUGCUCUGCCGCUGCCGCAGGGCCUCUGCUGGGCUCCGCUGUGUUCUCCGGAUUCCAUCUCUCCUCAUGUCCCUUUGCCUCUCAGGCUUUCCCCUGCUAAAUGUCAUUUCUAGCCCCGGUGGAGUUUUGUCUCUUUGACCUAAUUUGUGGUUACUCCAGGGGUUGCAAAGGAUCGUCCGAAAUUUGUGGUAAUUCCAGGCACUGCAAAGGAACGUCCAAGGUGCCUCAUCAGAGGCAGCUUUCCAAAACAUUGAGGGUUUGGAUAAUUAAAAUUUUAAUUAAAUAGAAAAAAUAACAGUUUCCACCAUCCAUUUUCUAAGAAAUUUGUAAUGCUUCCUCUUGGAUUAUUCUGGAGAAAGUGCAGUGCCACCUUUUUAUCUUUUUAUUUUAAUUUGGAAUGCGUAUUGCAGUGUUUUCUUUCCCUGGCAGUGUUUGGAAGAGCAAUACAUGCCAUAGCACGGAUUAGUGAUGAAUUUUGGUUUGACCCCCUAGAAAAAGGUCUUGCCUUAAGAUCAGUGAAUUCCUCGAGGUCAGCAUAUGCCUGUGUGUUCUUCUCAUCCAUGUUUUUCCAGCAUUACUGCUGGACAGCUGGGACCCAGCCCUGUCAGAAGGAGAAGCAGCUUUCCCUCCCCUGUAAAUUGAUAAUUAAGUCAGUUCUCCCUGUGUUUAGAUGUGUCAAUGUGCUGGAGAGGAAUGUAGAGAAAUGCAGCAUCUGCAGCAGCCCCAGUGAGCAGCACAUCACCUUCCAGCUGCUCUGCAGGCACGGUGUUGUAAAAACCUACAACCUGACAUUUCAGGAGUGUGAUCCCUUGCAGGCUGUUUUUGCAAAGCACAUGUGUCCAAACAUUCUUAAAGUCCACUCCAGGCUGCUGGCUGAUGUGAUGAUCCACUUCCCAAGCAGUCAGGAAGAAAUAACCCUGUCAGUAACUCCAAUGAAAGUUUCUUUCAAGAGUUACACUGAGGAAGACACUGACUUUUCAAGGACAAUGCUUACUGAGAUACAGCUCAGUCCAGAGGAAUUUGACUACUUUCAAGUUGGAGUAGAUUCUGAAGUGACAUUUUGCCUUAAAGAACUGAGGGGGCUGCUGGCGUUCUCUGAAGCCACGAGCGUCCCUGUGUGCGUGCACUUCGACAGGAGCGGCAGACCCGUUGCUUUCAGCAUUGAGGACCUGCUGCUGGAGGCCAGCUUUAUCCUGGCUACCCUGUGUGAGGCUGAGAGGGAGGCAGCUUCCCCAGAGCCCGCCUGCUGCCCACGGCCCCGGGACAGCUCAAGGCCUGGCAUGGAUAAAUCUGACCAGAGCUCCACGGAUGGAGCCAGCAAUGCAGUCACAGCCACUUCCAAAAAGCCACAGCAGAAGGGAAACACUCCAAGCACGGACCCUGCAAAACCCCCGAGUGCUCUGGCAAAACAAGAGGUAAAAAACACUCCCAGAGGCAGCGAGAGGGAUGAGCCAGGCAGAGCAGCAGCAGGAGAGGCCACAGAGGCUCCUCAGGCCCAGUUCCACUCCUUGUUCUUUGGAGCUGUCUCUCACAAGGAUAAGGCCACUGGUGACACCUUCCAGAGCCUGGUGACAGCCAGUGACAGUGAGGAGGAGCUGGGUGCCUUGCAGAGCUCCCCAGUUCUGUAGUGCAAGGACAGACAGUGGGGAGCAGCCAGGAGGGAAGGGCAGGGCAGGCCCAGCCUUUGUCACUGGUGCUGUGACCCAGCAGCACAGAAUGUUCUGGAACUCUCAGUGCUCUUGUAAAUUUAGGUCACGAUUGGCUCCGUUGAGGUUUGUGAGUUCUGCAGGGGGCUCUGCCCUCAGAGCACUCUCACUGGGGAGAGGCUCAGUUUGAAUCCAAGCUCUGUUACCACAUCAGGCACGUGAAGCUGCUGUUCUGGUUAAGGGAGAACUCAGGUUUUUACAGGUUCUCUAGAACCAGCCUUGAACUGCAAAACCAAAGUUGUCACAGGACUGUGUUUAAAAAAUAAAGGUUUGUGUUUGAGACUUGUGUUAUUUUUUUCUUUCCCUGUAUCUCUCCCAGCACACAUCAGGGGCAGUGCAGCGUUUCCAGAGUCACACUGGAACACAACCCUGAACUUCCCAGGCAAUUAAAGGAUCCUUAUCUGCCUGCCAGGCUGCUGCAGAAGGCGUUGGGUGUCACCCAGGGGUGGCUGAGCAGGGCAGGGAGGUCACAGUGACAGCCCAGCCCUGGCUGUGCCUCUGUGCCACCAACACAUCCCCACAUCGACAAACACAGGGUUUGCAGGCAACUUGACUUUAAAAAGCACAUUUUAGUAUAAAUACUAUAUUUAUUAAAUAUCUUUACAAUUUAUUUAAAUGUAUUUACAGAACUAUUCCUGCAUAAGUUAUACCUCAGACAUGAAAUUCACAUAAUUGCCUCUUGGGUAAGCAUAGGUGAUAGUCUCAUUUUAACAGCAACAAAAAAGCAUCCUCAGAUACAGACUCAGAUUUGCUUCAUUGUUUCAGCUAUCUUUGUCAGAAACUACUGCAUACAGUCGGGUUCUCCACACAGCAGCUGC
Zonotrichia albicollis (white-throated sparrow) is the source of this 2628-nucleotide messenger RNA. NCBI's taxonomy places the organism in Eukaryota, Metazoa, Chordata, Aves, Passeriformes, Passerellidae. The record is from RefSeq and is a predicted model, not a curated record.